Brienomyrus brachyistius is the source of this 3044-nucleotide messenger RNA. Its product is annotated as tripartite motif-containing protein 16-like. Lineage: Eukaryota; Metazoa; Chordata; Actinopteri; Osteoglossiformes; Mormyridae. The coding region runs from base 49 to 1710 and encodes 553 amino acids. The transcript is spliced from 6 exons. Gene Ontology annotation, molecular function: zinc ion binding; protein binding. The record is from RefSeq and is a predicted model, not a curated record.
CGACUGUGAAAGAAAACGAAACUGAAUCCUAUCAGGGUUUGUUGUAAAAUGGCAGAAGUCAGUGUUGCAAUGGAUCUGAGUCAGUUUAGCUGUCCAAUCUGUCUGGAUCUACUGAAGGAUCCAGUGGCUAUUCCCUGUGGACACAGUUACUGUAUGAGCUGCAUUAAGAGCUGCUGGGACCAGGAGGAUCAUACUGGAGUUUACAGCUGCCCCCAGUGCAGACAGACCUUCAUACCCAGACCUGUUCUGAACAGAAACACCAUACUGGCUGAAGUGGUGGAGAACCUGAAGAAGAUUGGAUUACAAGCAACUACUCCCACUGACCAUUAUGCUGGACCUGGAGAUGUGGAGUGUGAUUUCUGUAAUGGGAGAAAACACAAAGCUGUCAAGUCCUGCCUGGUGUGUCUGGCCUCUUACUGUGAAACUCACCUCCAGCCUCACUAUGAAUCUCCAGCUUUUAAGAAGCACAAGCUGACUGAUGCCACUGGACACCUGCAGGACAAGCUCUGUUCCCACCAUGAGAAACUCCUGGAGGUCUACUGCUGUACCGACCAGCAGUGUAUCUGUUAUCUCUGUACGAUGGAUGAACACAGAGGCCAUGAUACAGUCUCAGCUGCUGCAGGAAGGGCGGAGAUACAGGAACAAAUGGGUGAAAAACAGAGGGAAUUUCAGCAGAUAAUUCAGAUGAGAGAGAAGGAGCUGCAGGAGCUGAGAGAGGCUGUGGCCUCAAUCACAAGCUCAGCACAGUCAGCAGUGAAGGACAGUGAGAGGAUCUUCACUGAGAUGAUCCGCUCCAUUGAGAGAAGACGCUCUGAAGUGACACAGCUGAUCAGAGAUCAGGAGAAGGUUGUAGUGAGUCAGGCUGAGAGAGACAUGGAGAGACUGAAGCAGGAGAUUGAUGAACUGAAGAGGAGACACUCUGAGCUGGAGCAGCUUUCACACACAGAGGAUCACAUCCAUUUCCUCCAGAAGUACCAAGGUCUUCCUGUCACUCCUGAGGCUGGAUUUGGACCCAGAAUCUCUGUCUAUCCACGCUGCUCUUUUGAGAACAUGAGGAAGGUGGUUUCUGAGCUGAAGGAUCAACUGGAGAAUGUUUGCAAAAAAAAAAUGGCAGAGAUUCAUCAUACAGUUACCAAAGACACCGUCCUACCAGUAUUAGUGCCCACGACCAGAGCAGAAUUCUUACAAUAUUCCUGUCAGCUCACUCUGGACCCCAAAACAGCAAACAGACACCUCCACCUGUCUGAGGGGAACAGAGUGGUGACAUGGAAGACAGAGACACAGUCAUAUCCUGGUCACCAGGAGAGGUUUGACUCACGCCUCUAUGUGCUGUGUACAGAGGGUCUGACUGGGUGCUGCUACUGGGAGGUUGAGUGGAGUGGGACUGGGACUGGUAUAGCCGUCACAUAUAAAGGGAUCAGCCGGAAAGGAGAGGGUAAUGACAGUUGGCUUGGAUUCAAUGACAAGUCCUGGUGUUUGUACUGCUAUCCCUCCAGUUACUCGUUCCGGCACAAUAGAGAGAAAACUGCAGUAUCUGGCCGCCCCUCCUCCAGGAUAGGAGUGUACCUGGAUCAUGGGGCAGGAACUCUGUCCUUCUAUAGCGUCUCUGACACAGUGACCCUCCUGCACAGGGUCCAGACCACGUUCACUGAGCCCCUCUAUCCUGGGUUUUAUGUCAACAGUACAGUCAAACUGUGUCGAUUAGGUUAACAGGCAAUUACAUUCAUCCCAGCACAAUUAACUAAAUGACUACAAUGAAACAUGACUACUGGCGGUGACCUGUUUGCUGCCAGCUGUGUGAAAUACAGAAUUCAUUUCAUCCCAGUGAACCAUAAAACUGCACUGUUGACAGAUAUCUUAGUGUGAUAUUAGACAAAAGUCUAUUAGUUAUCGAUCAAAUUUUAUGAUGCAGAAAUAUGGAGACUCAAGCAAAAAAAAAAUAUCUUAAAGUAGCUGAAUUAAAAAAAUAAUACCAAUUGCCCAAUUUUUGCUCAGCUAGUUGUAUCUCUUUUCUCCGCACUUCCACGUAACUUCCGAGUUAGAGGCGGUGCUUGUGGUCAACCACAGCAAGCUAUCAAUGUAAGCGCCUCCCCAGUAGUUCAUUUUGGUAGAAAAAGUACCUAACCUGGAAUAGGUCCUAAAAAAGAAAAGGGUUCCAGCACUACCUCCACAGAAUUGCAGUCGGUUCCUGUAGUGUGAACAGAACAAAAGUUUCCUGUACUGGAAAAAGGUUCUGGUUCUGGAAAAAUGUUCCUACGGUGUGAAAGUGCCAAAGGUGACCUUACUGGAGCCAAACCCCUCUCAGAUCCAGGUCUCCUCCCGAGAAACCUUCACAGUCCCGGUUCUCAAACUCUGGGACCACAGCUGUGAGGACUGAUCCAAUGGGACAAACUCAGAACAGACACGACAAGGUGAUUAACAGGGCUGGAGCACAAACUAACCACAUGGAUACAGAACCAGUGACUGAACCAGGGCUGCAAGAAACACUGGACUUAACUACAAAGAGGUGAUUGUUCCAUUGGUUGCAGGUGUGUUGCCAGAAACUCGUUAAAACAGUUGGAGGAGCAUGGUGGAACCGCUCAAUGGCGCCCUCAGCUGGCUGGUGGCGUAACGAUCUUUUGUGGAAAAUGAGGAAAUAAUAAACAUGAAAGUAAAUAUACAAAAAUAAUACUGGUGCCUUAUAUUAUCCAUAUCAGUUAUUCGUAGGUGGAAAUAAAAUAUUUUAGACAGCCAAAUUUUAUGUAAAAUUUUAAGAUUUGUUAUAUACGAGUUACGUUAAAUAAUAACGAUGGGUUUAUUCAGCAAAUUGCUCAGAAUAAUUCCUUGUAUCAAAUGCAAUUGUUCUGUGAAAGAAUGUUUUUUUUACAUGAUGAUUUACUUUUUUGGUGCGAUUAAAACCAGUAUAAAUUUAUUCAUGCUUUUGCCAUGUACGGUACCUAUAUGAACAACUAAAUUAUUAUUUUUGUGGGGAUAAUUCUGAAGUCUUAAAGUCAUUUAUGUAUUGUAUUUGUAAAACCAACACAUUAAUAAAAUGUAUUGGUAUA